AUGUCUAAUUAUGGUGAAAAACGGAAUGAAUCCGUUCCUUUGUUAUCAUCCAAUACAUAUAAAUACAAGAACAGAUCAAAAAAUUCUAACAAACAAUUUGAUUCAAGUAAAAGGGUCUCUUCUUUUAAUAUCGGCGGUAACAACAACAACACUGAUUUAUUAGCGUCUGAUUUCGACCAUGUGGAUUCAUGGGGGAUGCUACAUGAAUCGGAUACAGAUUUUGGUUAUAAUUAUGAUUUGGAACGUGGUGACAGGUUGAUGGAUUCCAGCCUUUUAAAUGACGCACAAAUCCAAAGAGAUACAGACCAGCAUAACGCUUUCAUAGAUCACACACAUACCCUCUCAAAAGAUGAAUCAUCACAGAUACCAAACCAUUUGGUAUCCUAUAAAUAUAAUUCGCAUGGGAAAUCAUCCAAAAAAAAUAAAAAUAAUCGUGGUAAGAAUAAAAAGAAAAAUAUCCACGGUACUAAUAAUCCAAAAAAACUUGAAGGUGAUGUAGUCAUCGAUGUAGAUGCUUUAUUACAACAUGUACAACAAAAUACUAUCACUGCGAAUAGUAACAGUAACAAUAACAGUAACAGUAACAGUAACAGUAACAGUAAUAAUAAUAAUAAUCACCUUCACAAUAAUAGUAGUGGCAAUAAGUAUUCAAAUAUCACUCAUCCUUUAGUAUCAUUAACUGCAGAAGAUGAUGAAUACGACUCCACAUCAAGUUUUUCAUCCUACACAUCCUCAGAAGAAGAUGAAUAUAAUUCAAGGCCCUCUUCAAGAGGUAGUUCCUCUUCACAUUCAUCAUUAGAUGACGUUUGUCUUGUCCUUGAAGAUGAAACUACAAAUGAUAAUCAAAAAAUUUGGCCUGAUGUCUCUGUGUUGGAGGAAUUCUCUAAAGAAGAAACUGAAAGAUUGAGAAGACAAGCUUUAGAAGACGCAGAAAGAUUUCAUCUUCAUUAUGAUGAGACCGAAGAAGAAACUGAUGAUAAUGAUAUUAUCAACAGAAACAAAUCAGGAAAUAUUACAAGCAUCAAUAAACAAAGUAAGAAAAGUGGUAUUUUCUUUUCUCAUCCCAUUGUAACUAAUAUUGACGUUCCUGAAUUGGAAAACAAAAAAGUAAAUGAAGCUGAACAUUUAUCCAAAAAUGGUAGGCUGAGACCAAAGAAAGUAGCACCAUGGCAUUUAAUGCAAAGACCCAGUAAUAUUAAAACUACAUUACUGAAUGGUGAACUACCUCAUAGUCCUGUGAGAAAUACAAAUAUGUCUGGGACACCGUUAAAUUUAAGCAAACUUAAGAAUUCUAAUAUUGAUUCUACCAUGAGAGACAAUUUUUUAGUAGGAAGAAAUAUUCAAUAUCCACAUCACAUAAUUUCUAAUAACCCCGAACAUUUCAGAUUUGCCUAUUUUAGAAUGGAUUUAGAUGCUACAGUCCAUUCCCCAACCAUCUCUGGAUUGUUGCAACCAGGACAGAAAUUUGAAGAUCUCUUUGUCAGUUCGAUAUACAUGAACCCAGAUAAUUUAAAUCAGGACACUAUAUCAACCAAAGUUACAUCACCUUCCUCACCACAAAAUAAUAAUCCAACGUUGAAUAGUCACAAUUCAUCAAAUGCCAAUAUGGUAAACACAACUCUCAAUUCAACUUUACUUUCACAACCACAACCACAGCCACAAUCACAACCGGUCCAUUCGGUACUAAACAAAAUUACAACCAAUAUAUCAUCUAACCAUAGUGGAACAAAUCUCACUACUUAUAAUAGUGGUACAGGAAGUGGAAUUAAGGGCAAGACCCCCUCAAUUGCGUUGGAAGACAUCCAUCCAUUUUGGCUAGAUGUGAUUAAUCCAACAGAGGAAGAAAUGAAAGUAUUAAGUAAAGCAUUUGGUAUCCAUCCCCUAACUACAGAAGAUAUUUUCUUGGGUGAAAUAAGAGAAAAAGUGGAAUUAUUUAAGGAUUAUUAUUUAAUAUGUUUUAGAAGUUUCGAUAUCGUUGCUGAGAAACAUACAAGACGAAAAAAAUUCAAAUCUGAAACCUUUGAUAGCAGCGAUGAUUCCUCUGAUAAAUCAUUACACACUGGAAAUAAGAGGAAUAAUAACAAUGUGUCAUGGUUCCAUUCAUUAUUUAGGAGAAAUAGAAGAAGAUCAUCUAUAUACUCUUCUAAAUCUGACUAUGGAUCAGUUAAUCACACCAGUGUUACAAGGAGACGCAGACAGAGUAUACUUAAAAAACGUGAAGAAAGAGAAAAAUUUAAACGUAAAUCAGGUGAUAGACAUAAACCUCGAGCUGGUGAAUUAGAGCCACUAAAUGUCUAUAUUAUUGUCUUCCGCACUGGUGUGUUAACAUUCCAUUUUGCACCUACCCCACACCCUAUUAACGUAAGAAGAAGAGCAAGGCUAUUAAAGGAUUAUUUAAAUGUUACAUCAGAUUGGAUUGCCUAUGCCUUAAUAGAUGAUAUUACAGACGCAUUUGGGCCUAUGAUAGAAUUGAUUGAAGAUGAAGUCUAUGAUAUUGAGGAUGCGAUUAUAAAAAUGAAUCAAAUUGAUGACACAUCUUCCUCAUCAGACUCGUCAGACUCAUCAGACUCGGAUGAUAAUAUAAUAUACCUGGAUAAUGAAAAUGAUGAUAAUAGUGAUACAUCACAACAUUUAUUUAGUAGAAGAAGUCCACCAAGAAGAAGGAAGAGUAUUUUUUCACGACACACGACAGGUACGUUAUCAUCUGGAACAUCAAGAAGCAGUAAAAGUUCAAACUUCAGAUCUAUAUCAACCAGAAGCACUCGUAGUACUCGUUCUUCAUCAAGUAUUUCUACUUUUAACGCUAAUAUAAUUGGGUGGAAGAAAAAAGGAGAUAUGUUACGUCGUAUUGGAGAUUGUCGUAAACGUGUUAUGAGUAUUCUUCGAUUGCUUGGUGCUAAAGCAGAUGUUAUUAAAGGUUUUGCCAAGAGAUAUAAUGGGCAAUGGGAUCCAGUGCCGCAGACAGAAAUUGGAAUGUAUCUUGAUGAUAUUCAAGAUCAUAUUAUUACAAUGGUUUCAUCAUUAAACCACUAUGAAAAGCUAUUAAGUAGAUCCCAUUCUAAUUAUUUGGCACAGAUCAAUAUUGAUAUGACAAAAGUUAAUAAUGAUAUGAACGAUGUAUUGGGUAAAAUCACUAUCCUAGGUACUAUUGUUUUGCCUAUGAAUGUAAUUACAGGUUUGUGGGGAAUGAAUGUUAUUGUCCCAGGCCAAUUUAACGAAUCAUUAACUUGGUUUUGCAGCAUCUUCCUCUGUAUGAUAAUUCUAGCAUAUGGUGCGUUUGUAUACACAAAGAGACGGUUCGGCUUUUAA
Messenger RNA from Arxiozyma heterogenica, 3309 nucleotides. It is a transcript of the gene MNR2, whose product is annotated as putative Mg(2+) transporter MNR2. The coding region runs from base 1 to 3309 and encodes 1102 amino acids. Gene Ontology annotation, molecular function: magnesium ion transmembrane transporter activity. The transcript has a single exon. Lineage: Eukaryota; Fungi; Ascomycota; Saccharomycetes; Saccharomycetales; Saccharomycetaceae. The record is from RefSeq and is a predicted model, not a curated record. Gene Ontology annotation, cellular component: fungal-type vacuole membrane. Gene Ontology annotation, biological process: magnesium ion transmembrane transport; intracellular magnesium ion homeostasis.